This is a messenger RNA of Ostrea edulis (European flat oyster), 3037 nucleotides long. Its product is annotated as potassium voltage-gated channel subfamily A member 6-like. Gene Ontology annotation, biological process: potassium ion transmembrane transport. Gene Ontology annotation, cellular component: membrane; voltage-gated potassium channel complex. The coding region runs from base 1412 to 2443 and encodes 343 amino acids. The transcript has a single exon. The record is from RefSeq and is a predicted model, not a curated record. Lineage: Eukaryota; Metazoa; Mollusca; Bivalvia; Ostreida; Ostreidae. Gene Ontology annotation, molecular function: delayed rectifier potassium channel activity.
CACCUCUGAUGUGUCCAGGGGUCCGUGUUUGUCUGAUCCCACCUCUGGUGUGUCCAGGGGUCCGUGUUUGUCUGAUCCCACCUCUGGUGUGUCCAGGGGUCCGUGUUUGUCUGAUCCCACCUCUGGUGUGUCCAGGGGUCCGUGUUUGUCUGAUCCCACCUCUGGUGUGUCCAGGGGUCCGUGUUUGUCUGAUCCCACCUCUGGUGUGUCCAGGGGUCCGUGUUUGUCUGAUCCCACCUCUGAUGUGUCCAGGGGUCCGUGUUUGUCUGAUCCCACCUCUGAUGUGUCCAGGGGUCCGUGUUUGUAUGAUCCCACCUCUGGUGUGUCCAGGGGUCCGUGUUUGCCCAGCUAUCUAUUUUGUAUUGCUUAUAGGAGUAAUGAGAUUGAUCACUGUUCGUUAUCUUCACCUUGUAUGUAUGCAGUUCACUCUGACGACUCUUUCCUAAAAUAUUACUUCCCAUAAAGCACGAAGGAUGAUUGAAAUUACUAACAGAAGUUUGCUUUAGUCUGUUGGUCAUUUUAGCGAUAAUCCAUUAUUCAUAAUCAUUUUUAUUUCUGGUGCGGUAUUCCUAUGGGGUCGUGAUAUGCACGACAAUAAAUGAACUUUCCAUUAACUCUGGUUUCCAUCAAAGUGCUAACCUAUCGAUCACUCGUAAUCAACUGAAUUUAUAAUUUCAUACUUCAGAAAAUUUGAAUAUAUUAAAUUUAGCGUCCUGCAUAGACUAUCUGUAGGCCUUGGCGCGAUGGACGGGAUAACUGUGAGGGUGGGACAAGAAGAAUUUAGAUUCACAGAAAAGUCUUUGGAAAAUGUCCCAGAUUCCUUUCUCAGCAAGUUGCAUUCUGAAAGAACUGAAAGUAAAUUGAUGUCCUUUCAUAGAUGCAAAGAUAGCUUUCGUGCAAUUCACGAAUUCUGUUUCACGGGGAAGUUGCAUAUUCCGAAAAACAUUUGUAUUGGGAAAUUCAAAGAAGAGUUGGUGUAUUGGGGAAUUGAUGAUUCGAGAGUGGGGGAGUGUUGCCUGAGAAAGAUAUAUGAUUACGAUAAUCAACAGAAAUCUUUGGUCAAAUUCAAGUCCGACUUUGGUGAAACCUGUAAACCACCCAAGAAAGAGAACGAUGAUGGAUUCACAGUGCAAUCUAUACGUAGCAGACUGUGGGAGAUCAUAGAUUAUAGAAAACACGAUAUUUAUGGGCAGGUAUUGUAUUUUAUUUUUUUUUUAUAAAAAGACGUGCUUUAUAUGAAAUAUUAAAUCUAGAUAUAAGAGUUCUUGAUUAAUGAUUUGAUUCAUUUGAUUUGUAAUUCUCUCUCUUCAUUCAUUUCCUUUAUCCUCUGUUUCUAUCGUACAGUAAUUUGCAAUGUCUAUUACAGAUAUAUUUGAUAGCAUCAACCUGUAUUGUACUAGCCAGUUGUUUUAUGAUUGCCGUCAGCACUCUGCCCGAAAUGAAAUCCACACUGAUCAUGGACUCUAGUGGCAAAAAUAGAACAGAUGGACAGUUUCCCAUGCAAUCUCCAGAGCCUAUGAGCUAUUGCAAGGAACACUUGGACUCUUUGAAUAGCACAAAAAUACAGCUGCUAAAAUGUGAAAACAAAUUUUGUAGCCUUUGUCGCAAAGUUCAAAAGCAUCUUUUGAAUACAGACAACACAUCGUGGCAGAAUGAUAUAAGGACGAAAUGCGAAAUUUGUAACAUUCCUGUAAUCUGGAAUGAUCUCAUGAAACUUCAACCUUUAGGAACGAAAAUAGCAAACUUAUCCACUAAAGCAGAAAAUAGUUUGCAACUGUUCGUCUUUGAGAUCAUUGUCAUGGUGUUUUUUACUGCCGAAUUUCUCUUACGUCUGGUAUGUUGCUCGAAUUUAAAGCUUUACUUCCGCAGCAUACUGAACACCAUCGAUGCACUGUCCCUUUGUGCAAGCUAUAUUCGAUAUGGAGUAUUCCUUUUUGAAAUAAAUAUAGCGGAAACACAAUUUGAAUUUAUACUUUACUUUCAAAUGUUUCGAAUCCUUCGACUUUUAAGAUCAUUAAAUAACCUGGUAGCGUUUCGGGUACUUAGGUACUCCAUACGUAACGGGAAAAAAGAUUUGGCACUGGUUCUUUUAUACAUGCUUGUAGGAAUGCUUCUUUUCUCGAAUUUUAUUUACUUUUUCGAAUCGAACGAUAUGUUUCCCUCCAUGUUCGACGCUUGGUGGUGGAGUAUCGUCACUAUGACAACUGUAGGAUAUGGAGACAUGUAUCCAACGUCUGUUGUUGGUAGGAUUCUGGGAGGCCUCUGUGCUAUAUACGGGGUUCUCAUGUUUUCUAUGACUGUUCCGAUCUUUGUAAACACAUUUCAUUCACUGUAUCAGUAUGCUGUGUUUACGGAUAUGAACUCACGGAAAGAUAAAAGAAAAAACAAAACACCAGCCAUAAUUACAACAGGAUUCAUUGAAAAUGAAAACGAGACUUUGUAAAUAACGUGUACUGUGUAAUUCAUAUAUAUUAGUUCCAAUACUUAGUAGAUCCGUGCUAAUAAUUUGGAUUGUAAUGUAUGGAUAUUAUUUAAGAUGUUAUCACGUUCAUAACCAAUUACUGGGUCUAUGUGCAAUGUCUCAUGGGUGUGUAUAUACAAUGUACAUGUAUUUGUGUAAAUAAUGUUUCUCAAUUCUAUUAUUUAUUCCAGGGUUGUGGUAACGUUUUAGAAACCGUGUUGAGUGUUUAGCGAUAUUACGAUAUCAAUAUUUGCCUUUAUUGAUGAGAAAUGUGAUGCCUCGUAUUUUUAAGGUGCUUUUCAUGAUUGAUAAAAUCGUCUAAUUAGAAUUAUUUACUUUUAACGAUUUAAUAAAUCUGGUUGAUGUAAUAUGAAAUAGUAUAUUAUUUUUUAAAUCUUCUUGAUAUGAUAUGCAGUAGUUUUGCAUUUGGUGUCAGUUUAGAAAAUGCAGAAAUAACUUUCGUUUAUUAUUCAUGUACAUGUAUGUACAAAUAAUUAAAAUAUUCACUUUUGUUGAAAUAUUUGAAGAGAUCCAAAGGGUAGAGGCUAAAUGGUAAUGGAUGAUAAAUAUUGUAAU